Molecule: messenger RNA, 1840 nt
Organism: Trichobilharzia szidati
Lineage: Eukaryota; Metazoa; Platyhelminthes; Trematoda; Strigeidida; Schistosomatidae
Source: the annotation of a GenBank genome assembly
AUUGGGAAAUGACCCAAAUCGUCUCAGAGGCUGGUCAUCGACUGGAAUCGACUGCUAGAACCAGUGAUACCAGCUUAUUCAGUGAAUGCUUUAAAGGAGACUGUAUAAUGACAGAGAUGUAUACUGCGAGGAUUAGCACAUGCUGCUAAACCCGGUGUCACUUGCCUCAUGUAGACUGUUAAUUCCACUGACGACCUUGAGACACGCGCGGUUUUUGUUUGUGGAUUCAGGCGUGAUAAGUGCGUGUAACCGUUUAACAUGGGCGACUGGGACGACGAAGACCAAAACGACAUUGUAGCUAAGCAGAUUAAAACCUCCUGGGACGAUGACGACGAUGAUGCUAUCCCUGAAUCCUGGGAUGCAGAGCCAGCCAACAAGACAACAUCGAAACCUGCUAGUCAAGCACCGCCUAAACUAUCACUAGCUGAACGUAUAAAAUUGAAAGAGGAACAAAAACGAAAAGAAAGAGAAGAGAAACUCCGAAAACAAGAAGAAGAAUUAAAACAAUCUCAGCCUGCAACAGAACUUCAACGUGAAAAACUUGCUGAAGAGGCAGAACUUGGCCUAUUGAAAGAUACUUUUGGUCCUAGCCCUGUUCAAGAAGUUAAUAAAGAAACUAUUGAUUCAUGUUGUCCAACAACUAAGGAGGAAUUUAAUCGUUUGCAUGAAUUACUUGUGGCUAAAAUUACAAGUAUACAGAAAUCUCCACAUUACAGUGCAUUUGCAGAAAGUUUAAUCCGUGAUCUUACUGUUGAAAGUAAGUGAAUUUGUUUUCCCCCUAAUAUCAUCUGUUUUGUCUUUAAGUGGAAAUCGACACACUACGUUCCGUCAAUACUGUUAUCAGUGCAUUGAUAAGUGAGAAACAGAAGUUGGUUAAGGGUAAAACAAAGAAGAAGGCAAAAGGCAAGCUGUUGGUUGAAAGAGAGAACGACUACAACUAUGGAGGAGAUGAUGAUGCUGUCGCCGAUGAAUAUGAUGAUUUUAUGUAAUGUUUUCUCAUCUAUGUAUGAUCAGCUCUCUUAUGUACUAUUCUACUUUUAUUAUUAUUAUUAUUACUAUUACCAUUACCUAACUAGGUGUCAUUUUUUCUAAAAAAAAUAAUAAGAAAACGAGAUAAAUAAGAGUGAAACUUUAUUUUCUGUGAUGUGUGUAAUACUCGUGAAUAUAAAGCCAAUAUCCAGCUAACCAAUCUUACCCAGAGAGACAGAGCCCGAAAACAAUGAUAAGAAUAAAACCAACCACUCUUCGUCAAAAGUUCAUCUUGUUUGAACUAUUCUGCGGUACAUUUUGCAGUACAUUGAUGUCAUACCACACCACCUUACAUUAUAUAACCUUUUUGCUUUACUUCUCUCUUGUACAUUCUCAUCAUUGUUUUCUUUCAUAUUUUCUCCUGAUGGCAUAAUUUUUGCUAUUACUACAAGUAUUAUUAUUAUUAUUACUGUUCUCAAACAGACUUUGCAAAGCAGCAUGUGUAUGUGUUUGCGUGUUGGAUUAAUGCUAGUGAGUGUCUCCCCCUCUACAUACUGUCGUGUAUUCGCCUCAGUCAGUCAACUGAUCUUUCUUUCCCUCCGUCUCUCUUUCUCUCGCUGGUCAAUAUGGCUCUGUGUUCUCCUUAUGAUUUCCAGUUUUUCUAGUUUUACCCUUGAACUUUACUUUAUAACUGUGUGUAUUUUUUUUUCUGAAGUGAUUUCUAUGAAUACGUGCGUACGUACCUCCAUCCAUCCGUACAUACAUACAUAAAAAUACACAAACUGUUUUUAAUGAUUUUGUAAGUGAAAUAGGUAUUUGCUUAAAGAAAAUAUAUACAUAAUUGGUGUGGGUUUUUUUCUACAAGAGAGAA